GUGAUUUACACAACGUGCUCAUUGACGGCAUGUUAUUUGAAACAAUUUGAUUGUUUUUAUAUUUUUUUUAAAGUCAUAAUGGCUAAAUUAUGUUCAUAUUAUACAUUGUGUCCUUUGAUUGAUCAACAAAGUUUAUUGGGAGUCGAAAAAGAUCAAAAUCCAGGAUGUGCUAUUGUUACUUUAGGACGAAAUAUAGUGAUAAGAUAUAAGCUUCAAGAUUUAAAACAAGUAAACAGUUGGUCAACGAAAACACGCCUAACCUCUCAAGUUGUUUAUGACAGAGAAACUGAACGAUAUGUAGCAAUAUUUAAUGAAAAAUAUAUUCGAACUUGGAGCGAUGAAGAAGUAGAUUUAGAUAAAGUAAAAGGACAUAAAUUUCACUCUGCAUUUAAUUCCAUAAUACUUUUAAAUAAUCAUUCUCCAGUAUUAGUACGACAGGAUGGGUCGACAGCAUCUUUAAAAUGGGCAUUAGCUAAUCGAAAAACGUGGCUUGAUUCUAAAGUUCUUCAAAAUGAUGAAAAAAUACAAGAUUGUAAAUUAAUUCAAGUCAACAAUAGAACUUAUUUAUGUGCUUUAACGAAAAUUGGAGCUAUGUAUAAUUAUGUUAUUGUUAAUCUUCACGAGGAAACAUUUGUGGAAAAUCUAGAUCAUAUUUCACGAAUAGAAUUAAAAAGAACAUCAGAACAACUCGUUGGACAUGUUGUCUUAUGUGAAAAAAAUAACGCGUAUCUUCUAACUUUAUGGUCUCACGGUCGAUUGUACAGUUAUCCUUUAAUAAGCUCAUGUUCAGAUCCUCCACCUGGAAUACUUGUUAGUGUACUUUCUUCUAUUAGUACCAAUCAUCCAGUUAUUAUGACAGCCUUAAAUGAAACAACAGUUGCUAUGUAUGGUGCUGAUGCUAACGAGGAAGGUGCCAUUCUAAUGAUUUAUAAUAUACAGUUCAAAAUUGCUCAGGCCACACAAAAGCUCAAACUAUAUACGAAGGAUGCCAAGCUAUGGCAAAUUGACGAUAAAUUACUUCUAGCAGCAAAUAGGCAUUUAGCUGUUGUUCCAUAUCGGUUAGCAUAUCAAAGAAUAGAAGCAAUGCUUGGAUCAUUGAAAUCAAAUCGAGAAGAAAUAGCAAAAAAUGAAGACAAUGACGUUGUAGAGAUACAAGAAUCUGUUGUAGCAAAUUGGCAAGAUUUUUCUCUACCGAAUAGAUUGUCUUUUACCAAUAUACCUCCUAAAAUAGCAAAACAAAUAAAUGCUUUGGUUCAUGAAGGAGAAAGUGAUGCUGCUAUUUAUCAAGCUGUGAUUCCUCAGCUUAUUGAAUCGAAAAAUAUUUCAUCUAUUUUAUGGUGUAUUAAAAAUUUGAAAGAUCUUCCUGAGAAGAUGUUAGUUGAUCUUUUAAUAUUUGGACUUAAAAGUUUGGAUGAUACAUUUGUACCAGUACAAAAUGGAACAGAUAAUUCACAUAAAGUUGCUAAAUAUACAACUAAAAAUCAAUUUUUGGAUCAAAUAUUCUGUUUAAGUUUUACUGAUUUUUCUGUAUUAACUCAUUUGAAAUCUGCAUUGACUUUUAAUGAUGUUUUGUGGUUAAUUAAAUAUUUGUCAGAUAAACUUCAAUCAACUGAAAUUAGUAAAUGUGACACUGAACCAAGUGAUAAACAAUUAUAUGAAUGGAUCGGUCUUUUAUUCGAUUCCCACUAUCAAUAUUAUCUUUUAUCAAAAGAUCCAGAAGUCUAUGUUCUUCUUGAUAAAUUAAAAAACAUUUUAGACGAUCAUUUUCAAACGUUGAAAGACAUCGAGGAUUUAAGACCAAUGAUUCAAAGGUUUAUGAGUGGAAAACCACUGAAACCUACACGGACGAACUGCACUAAAUUUUAUUCAAUAGAAGAAGUUAAAUUAUAUUGAUAAGAAAACAAAAUUAUUAAUAAAGAUAUGUAAAAAUUUUUUUACUGAUUAAUUUAACUAUUUAACUCUUUAUUUUAUAUAUACACAAUUACAUAAUAAGUAAUCGGAUGUAAAGUUCAUCACAUCACAUAAAUGAUGUUUCAGUUUUUUUUGUUUAUAUUCAGAAAUUAUAAAUAAUUAUCUUGAUACUAGCAACGGUGGAAUGUUAGAUUCUACGAUCUAACUCAAUUGAUCCACAUGUGGAACUGUUGAAAGAUUACCGAACGCUGCCAUUGAAGGUUUACCGCUAAGUUUUCCUGCUACCUAUUAAGCAAUAAAUUGUAAUUAAUUUUUAUUCAA
Messenger RNA from Chelonus insularis, 2232 nucleotides. RefSeq names its product nucleolar protein 11. Gene Ontology annotation, molecular function: RNA binding. Lineage: Eukaryota; Metazoa; Arthropoda; Insecta; Hymenoptera; Braconidae. The coding region runs from base 79 to 1893 and encodes 604 amino acids. Gene Ontology annotation, biological process: maturation of SSU-rRNA. The transcript is spliced from 4 exons. Gene Ontology annotation, cellular component: nucleolus; nucleus. The record is from RefSeq and is a predicted model, not a curated record.